Molecule: messenger RNA, 3275 nt
Organism: Solanum tuberosum (potato)
Lineage: Eukaryota; Viridiplantae; Streptophyta; Magnoliopsida; Solanales; Solanaceae
Exons: 3
Coding region: 2267-3124 (285 amino acids)
Source: RefSeq, a predicted model, not a curated record
UCCAAUUCCAACGACAAUAGCAGCUAACAGAGUCAAAAAUCACAGGAGUAACUCACGGCUAUACACGGAAAGCAGCGGCGGCAGUACGCGUACAACGGUACGCUGCAUUUUCUCGUCGUCUUCCUCUUUUCCCCGACAAACAGUACGCGUAGUACUGUUCCAGCGCCGAUUCCAGCAGGCAGCUUCAUCCUUCGCAGCCAGGUGGAAUUAUCUCCUCGUCCCUUUGUCCUCACCUCAAGAUCGAACGACCCUUGUUGUUUAGCCGUUGGAGUUUGUUGAAAAAUUGGUGUUGUCGCACAUCAAGGAGCAAUUUUUCUGUUCUUAGGGAGGAAGUUCAAAUUUCGAAAAAGGGAUUCCAGUUUUACCCUCAUUUUUCCCCCUCAAAUCUACCCUAGCUCCCCCUCUAUAUAAACUCUCAUUUUUAUCAUUGUUAAGGGGGGGUUUUUGAGCGAAAAUAUAGAGAAUAACUUGAGCAAAAGUAGCAAUACACUCCCGAAUAGAGAACUGCUCAUAUUCUGUCCAAGUUCUUCAUUUCGCUGUUCGUGGUUAAAUUUUCGUGGUGGAAGCAUUCCCAGAAACUCGUCACCGUCCCAUUCGCUGCUCAGCAAGAGGUAAACAUUUAGUAACUAUUUUGUUCAUCUCGAGUUUGAACGUGUUGAAUCGUGUUUUGUUCUUUGUCGAUUCAAGAGGGAUCCGAUAUGACAUGCUCAAGCUGAGUUUUUCUCUUCAUCUUAAGCUUUCUGAAACUGGUAUUGUGUGCUUCGCUUUCGAAAAUGUCUUAAUACCUGUUUGAAUUUGUUGUCGCUGUUUCUUAGUCUUCUUGAGAUCGUGGUUGUGCUCGCCUUAAGCUUGGUUUGUUCAUUUGUUAACCGCCAUGAUUAUGUUCUGUGUCUGCUUGCUGGAAUAAUUUUUUCUUGUUUUGAGUAUAUGUUCUGAAGUGUCAAAGAAGCCACUUCGUUAUUUCUCUAGUGUAUUUUCAAGUAUAGAUCAGUAAUUUUAGUUCAAUAUUGCUCGGUUGUUUUGGGAUAACCUCGUAGUAUGAAGAUGUUACACUCGUUUAGUAGUAUUUGAUGACUACGUUCUGCUUGGAUUCUUUUGUUCAUCCUAGUUAAUUCAAUCGGUUUGGCCAUGAGCGUAAAAGGGAGCUUCCUACUAGCAUGAGUUGGCUGCCCAUUUACUUUAAAUGUUCUUCUCUUUAAGUCUGUGUUUAAUCGACAUGAAGAUGACAUUCUCCAUCUUUUCUUUUGAGGUUUUCAAAGUGUAUGUUGCUAAUGGUAAUAGUAAGUUAGUUUUAGUUUAGAAUUCAUGUUUAGUUUUGCGUAAUUUUUAUCCUAGUUUGGACAGCGGAUGAGUAUGCUAUUUUCGGGUUUUGCAUUUUUUCGGUUUGUCUCUCGUAAUUUCGAAUAUCGCCAAUUUUAUUAUAUGGUGAUUUAUGCAUCGUAAUUUUCCAGCAUGCCUUAGUUUCUUUUGCGCCUCGUUUUGUUUAGGUUUAGAUAGUAUUCCAUUGUUUGUUUGCUUCUUGGAAUUUGGAAGUUGUUGGGAUCCUUUGGUUUGCAUUGCUAAUUGUCUGUAAUACUCAUUGUACAGUAGAUUAAUUAGCCGAUUUGUUUAUACUCUGAGGAUUAUUUUUUAUUUUUAUUUUAUUUUAUUUCUGGUGCACUUAUAUGCAUAACUAGCUUAGUGUUUGGUCUGUUAAGUUGAUCUAACCUGCAGCUCUUUGGCCUUUAGUUAGUUUUAAGUUUCUCUUACUCAUUUUGAUGUCCAAAUCUAUUUCCAGGAGAUUAGUUGCUAUUAUAAUUGACUGUUCUUUUUUUUUUAAAUCUAUUUGUUGUUAUUUCUGAUUUUUUUAGGAAGCUUAUGAAUGUGUAUUUGUUCCACUUAGCUGUUGACCAAAUUUUUGCUUACAUUCAAUUGUGAUUACGGUGACUUCUGUUUUGCAUAUGAGGAAUUGCUUUACGAUGGAAAGUUGCACUCUUUGUCCCUGGUUGUUUCUUUCUUUUAUUGGGCAGAUUUAAGUUGCAUUAUUAAAUGUUGCUUGAGUUUCGUUUAUAUGUCAAAUUAGAAUCAGCCCUCUUCUUGAUCAAUUACUAAUUCUUUUUCUUCGUUUUCUUCGCAUGAAUUCUCUUCCAUUGAGUCCACUUGGACUCCCCAUCUCUUGCAUAUUCUUCUUUUCGAGUCAACCUCUAUCAAGUUGAGAGAGAAGUAAAUACAUUGGGUUAAAGCUGCCUGAAAAUCAGCAGCACCAGCAGCUUAGAAAGGCCGAAAAAUGAGGAGCGAAAUUGGGUUAAAACCCAAAAAUCAGAAGCAGCAGCUAAAGGGGCUAAGAAGGUGGAAUUUUGGACUUAAAAAGUCCAAUUUGAACUUGCAACAGCAGCGAUACAAAGAAGAAUUUAUGGACUCAAAAGUCCGAAAACAUAGAUGCAACAGAGAAGAAAAUGAGGCAGCGGCCGAAUUUGGACCAAAAAGUCGGCGUUACUUAUUAAUUUUCAUUUCGAAAGUGAUUGCAGAAGAAAGUCAGAGGAUACUUGGCAAGGCUAAUUCAGCUUCUGUUGGUGAUGCUUCCUCUAACACUAGGCACAUGAAUGAAGCUCUAGCAUUCUUCAGUGGCAACAAUCCAAAUCACAACUUCUCUAGUUCCAGUGGAUCAAGUGCUGGUGUCUCCAACUUCAGAUCUAAGAACAACUCCAAUAGUCACCUGUACUGUGAUUAUUGUAACUGGAAAGGCCAUACAAAAGAUCGUUGCUAUAAGCUUCAUGUAUAUCCCUCUGACUGGAAGGGUAAGAAGAGGAUAUGUAAUGACACAGAUUCAACUCUGAGAACCACAUGUAUAUCCUCUACUGAUAAGUGGAUAGUUGAUUCUGGUGCCUCCAAACACAUGGUUCGUAAUCUGCACAUGUUAUCUCAUUACAAACCAUUAACUCCUUCACAAGAGGGAAGAGUGUAUCUACCUACUGGUAAACUUGCCACAGUCAGUCACAUUGGAUCAUCUCAAAUUCUAGGAGGAAUUGAGAUUACGAAUGUCCUGCAUAUUCCUAAGUUUCAGUAUAACUUACUUUCUGUGUCUAAACUCACAAAGGAAUUGAACUGUACUGUUCUGUUCAACCCUGACUUUUGCAUUUUUUAGGACCUCUUCAAUGGGAGAGUGAGGGGGAUUGGCAAGUUGGAGAAUGACAUGUAUGUGCUCACUACUGACUGUCAGUUGCAGUCAUAAGGAUCUCAACUACAUGCAGUCUCACAUCAUGAUCAAGUCACUCCAGUCUUUACGUCUUGUUCUG